This is a messenger RNA of Leguminivora glycinivorella, 5347 nucleotides long. It is a transcript of the gene Synj, whose product is annotated as synaptojanin-1. The record is from RefSeq and is a predicted model, not a curated record. Gene Ontology annotation, biological process: phosphatidylinositol dephosphorylation; synaptic vesicle endocytosis. Gene Ontology annotation, molecular function: phosphatidylinositol-4,5-bisphosphate 5-phosphatase activity. Lineage: Eukaryota; Metazoa; Arthropoda; Insecta; Lepidoptera; Tortricidae.
UGUUAAAUUUCUAAUCAGAUCAUAAUCAGUUUACACUGUGUUAAGUUGGCCGUGGAAAAUAUUGUAUUGAAUGUAGAAAAAGAGGCGGAUGGGUUUAGCACAGCCGUAAUUAAGGACUGAUCGCCCACCAUGGCUAUGUCCAAAGGAUUUAAAGUGUUGGAAAAGUCCUGCCCACCAAAUCCGUACAGUAUAAUCUUACAACACAGAAACAAAGAUACUGCUUUAUUGUUUGAAUCUCAAGCUGUGGUCUCACUUUCACCUCAGGAGACAGACACUUUUCGGAAACAGUUUCACAAAAUCGCUGACGCUUACGCCUGCCUAGGCGUCCUGCAGCUGAACUCCGGGGAAACCUGUCUGCUAUAUCUAGUGCUGGUGACCGGCUGCUGCUCCGUGGGAAAGGUGGGCGAUGUUGAAGUUUUUAAAAUCACUCAAACACAAUUCUUACCUCUCUUUUACCAGACUAAUGAUGACAAAGUAUCAGAAGUAAAGAAAUUACUCAACUCUGGAACAUUCUAUUUUUCUUGGAACACGGGAAAAUCCAACGAUAAUCUCUUUGAUCUCACACUCUGUGCACAACGCAAGAGUAAAGGAGCUAAUCCUGAUAACAGAUUCUUUUGGAACAGAACUCUGUUCAUACAUUUGAUUAGGUACGGAAUUGAUUGUGAAGACUGGCUCACUAGAGCUAUGUGUGGGUCAGUGGAAAUAAGAACCAUCUAUGUGGGCCACCGGCAGGCUCGAGCAGUUUUAGUAUCCCGUCUGAGCUGUGAAAGAGCUGGCACUCGUUUCAAUGUGAGGGGAUGCAAUGAUGAUGGCAAUGUUGCCAAUUUUGUUGAAACUGAACAGUCAAUUUACAUUGAUGACUCUGUGGCUUCUUACAUACAAACCCGAGGGUCAGUUCCUCUGUUUUGGGAGCAGCCGGGAGUACAAGUUGGAUCUCAUAAAGUUAAGAUGUCCAGAGGCUACGAUGCCUCUACCAGUGCUUGCGAUAGACACUUCUCUGCUCUGAAGCGUAAUUAUGGUUCUGUGAUUGUUGCCAAUCUUUUAGGAUCCAGUUUAAUCGGAGGAAGCGAAGGUGAAGCCACUUUGAGCAAUGCUUUUCAGAAGCACCUUAACGAGUCUGCUCAUGCAGAUAUUGUCCAGAUAAUCUUCGAUUACCAUCAGGAAGUCAGAGCUUCGUCCAUCGAAGGCGCAUUAGUGAAAUUCAAAAAGAUAGUUGAGAAAUAUUAUGAUGAAAUGGGGAUAUUCAGUGCCAAAAGUGUUGAUAUUUACAAUAUUCAGAAAGGUGUUAUUCGAACAAACUGCCUUGAUUGCCUGGACAGAACCAACUCCAUUCAGACAUUCAUUGGGCUAGAAAUGCUCAAUAUACAGCUGAUGCUCCUUCAAUGUGUUGAUAAGAAACAGAAUGUGAACAGAUUUGAGGAAGUUUUUAAACAGAUGUGGGUGAACAAUGGCAAUGAAAUAUCCAAAAUUUAUGCAGGCACUGGAGCUAUCCAAGGGGGCUCCAAAUUGAUAGACGGAGCUCGCUCUGCAGCCCGUACAAUACAAAACAAUUUGUUAGAUAAUUCCAAGCAAGAAGCUAUUGAUAUUUUGCUUCUAGGUUCUACUUUAAACUCAGAACUUGCUGAUCGUACAAGAAUCCUCUUACCGGCUAAUCUACUGCACACAUCAACUCCAGUGCUGAGAGAAAUGUGCCGCAGAGUCAAUGAGUACACAACACCUUCCUCUAUUAGGAUCACAAUCGGAACAUACAAUGUUAAUGGUGGUAAGCAUUUUAGAAGUCUCGCUUACAAAGACGUCAGCUUAGCCGACUGGUUGCUGGAUUGCCCUAACAAUUCAUUAGUGAAUACUGUCCAAGGCAAGGAUCAUCCUUCUGAUAUAUUCGCGAUUGGUUUUGAAGAAAUCGUCGACCUUAACGCCAGCAACAUCAUGGCCGCCAGUUCUGACAACGCAAAGGCAUGGAGUGAGGAGUUAGAAAAAGUUUUAUGCAGAGAUGCACCCUACACUCUUCUCUCCUCUCAUCAACUAGUAGGAGUGUGUUUAUUCGUAUUUGCUAGAAAAGAUUUAAUACCUCACAUCCGAGACGUAGCGCUCGAUUCUGUGAAAACAGGUCUCGGGGGCGCCACGGGUAACAAAGGCGCAGUUGCAAUAAGACUAGUAAUUUACGGAACCUCUCUCUGUUUCGUUUGCGCCCAUUUCGCCGCCGGCCAGUCUCAAGUGACCGAACGAAACGCCGACUACACCGAAAUCACAAGGAAAGUAGCUUUUCCGAUGGGCCGAUCCCUGUACUCUCACGACUACGUUUUCUGGUGCGGCGACUUCAACUACCGCAUAGAUCUAGACAAGGACGAAGUGCGACUACUCGUGUCGCAGAAUAAUAUGCAGCGGCUUCUUGAGCAAGACCAGCUAACGAGACAGAAAGCGCAAGAUCUCGUGUUCAAAAACUGCUUCGAAGGUGAUAUAACAUUCCCUCCGACGUACAAGUAUGAUCUCUUCAGCGAUGACUACGACACUAGUGAAAAGUGCCGAGCCCCGGCCUGGACCGACCGCAUUCUGUGGCGCAGCCGGAAACACACUAUCGACCCGGAAGGGACGUCAGAAUUAGCCGCCGGAAAGUUACUCCACUACGGCCGAGCAGAACUGAAACAGAGCGACCAUCGGCCCGUAAUAGCAAUUCUCGAAGUGGAAGUGCUUCAAGUCAGUUACACAAAAUGCAUGGAAGUGUUUUACGAAGUGGUCAAUGAUCUGGGACCUCCGGACGCGACGAUCGUCGUGCAACCUUGCGACGACAACGGUGAGUCCGUAUUUGACGAUAAUUUGGUAGCCGCCGUACUGCAAGAACUCGCCACAAUAGGCGAAGUGACUCUCGUGAGGAUCGUGGAGGAACAGUCGACUUCGCUGAUAAUCACGUUCCGAGACGGACAGAACGCUCUCGCCGCCGCGCAGAAGGAACAUCUGACCGUCCGCUCGGUUCCUCUGCGCAUCACUUUGAAAUCUCCGAAUUGGGUGGAGGUAGUCAAGUCGGAGUUGAAUCUGUGCACGAAUAAUACGAUUCCGCUGUUCGGUGAGGCUCAAGCGGAGCGGCCGCUGAGGUCGGCGCCGCCGACGCCGCGCCGGCAGCAGCCGAGCAGGCCGCCGGCGCCGUCGCCGACGCCGCUGGUGCCGUCGCGCGCGCCCGCCGCCGCCGCGAGUCCCGCGCGGCCGCCGCCGCCGCGGCCCGCGCCUAUGGCACCCGCCGCUGACAACGGCAAGCCGGCGCCGGUGUCGCCGCCGCCGCUGUCCUCGCCGCCGCCGCUGUCGUCCCCGCCGGCGGACAGCGGGCCGCCGCCGUCGUGCUCGCCGCCGCCGCCGCCGGCCGCCGGGCCGCCGCCGCCGGUCCCCGCGCGGCAGGGCGCUCCGCCGCCCCUACCCGCUCGCCCGCGGCCGGCUUCCUAAAUUCCAUUACGCAUUUCUAGAAUUUGUAAUAACUCGAACAAAUCAUGUACGCGGGUAAGUGUUCCGUAACUCCAUACGUUCCUUUUAUUUGCUUAAAUUGUUGUUGAAGUUAUUUAUUGCAUUAGAGUAGUAGGUGUCCACUUUGUUAAAAAAAAAUAUCGGUUGUAGGUUAGUUAAUAUAGGUCGUGGAAGCUUGACUUUGGUUGGGUAUUAUGUACUGUACAUUGUUAAGUAGCGCAUUGUGUUGUGUGUUUAGCAAAUCUCGGGCUGGUGAUAAGCUGGCCGUGACGUAAUCGUGCGAAGGCUCAUCUCAUUUAUAUACAUACAUAGUCUGGAUUAUCAUCAGCAUCACAUAUAAAUGAUACAUAGAUAUACUUUUAUUGUUAUGAAUUGUUCCAGUUUUAAGGGGUUAUUUUAUGACAGAUUAACGGUUCAGCAUGGUUGUGCUCUCGUCACAUGCAUGGAAACAAACGAUAGCAAUCAGUAGUAUGAUUUAAGAAAUAUAUAAAUUGAAGAUUUUUAUUUCUUUAGUGUAUUUAUACUACUUAUUGUUGAACAUUUUCGUCUGGAUGUUGAUCAUCCAGAUGAUCAUCAUCCAAAGAUCAUCUCAUACAUAAGAACAAAGUUUAAAAAAACUAUAGGACCACUAUUAUAUCUCAAUUAAUAUUGUUGGCUACGUAAAAAUAUAUCCGCGUAGGUAUGGGAUGAGAUACAGUGACGCCAGAGACGUAUUAAAAGUAGACUGCAUACAGAAUACGUUUUGAACUUGCGAACAGUGACUUUAGUGUUUUCUUUGUGGUGACGAUGAAAUGACAAUUUAAUAAUAAAUUAAAUGCUCAUAUGGCCUUGAACUUGAAAAUAAAACUUUUAAAUAACUGAUAACUGCAUAACAUAAGUUUAACUUUUUUUUUCAUUUUAUUUUAUAUUUUUGUGUCGCUUUGGUUAUUUAAUCAAUGGGUUUUUUUAUUUUAUUUAUUUAUUUUAUUGCCUUGAACUUCGUUUUUGUUUCGUCCCACGGACGGACGCUUGGGUUAACUUGUGUAAUGUCUAAACAUCGAUCUAAACUACCGAAAGUUUAAAUCGAUGUGUCCAAACUUAUCGAAAAUUUACAACUGGAUUGAUAGCAAGUCAAAAUGAAAAUCGGAUUUACUUUUGGCGUCUGUGUGUUUAAAUUUUCCACACACAUUAAAACAAACCUGAAGAAUAAAUAGAUCGAUAUCUCGUAGGUACAUAAUCUUUGAAACAAUGUACAUAAUCUACUUACAUAAUGAGUCUGGUUGGGUAGAUUCGUAGAUAAUUCAUAUUUUUGGUGUAUGUAGUAUGAAAAAAUAUACAUAUAUGUACCUACAUAAACAAUUAAACAUAUAACGAAUAAAGUUGAAUAUUGGUACAUAUUUAUUGAAACAGUUCUCGCCGGGCUGUGCGAUUGAUGUCGUGUACCUGUACAAUAUAUUCACAAUUGAAUGUAAACAAUAUACAUAUUUCGUUAAGCAAGCAAGGUACAAUUAGACGAUUGGUUUCAAACGGGAUUUUGUAUAUUUUACGUCCACGAUGCUACAAAGUAAAACGAAAUCUAAAAUUGCGCAUCUGUAAUUCUCAAAGGCCGGAAUAGGUCAUCCAUAUACACGGAUGCAAUUAAAGCCAAUUUAUUCGAUGAUUUCAUUUAACUAUUUUUAACGAUCUCAGUUUCUCUUGCGGUACGAUACGAAGGAAUGAUAAACGAUAAACUAAGUACCUAUAUCGACAUGCUGUAAGCGUGAACCCGAUGUAUUUUAGUUAGUUCGUUAUAUAUAUGUAUGGUUGAAAUUAGCUUAUAUUUCUAUAUAUCAUAGCUAUAUAGGUUAAGGAUAAUUUUAAAAUUUAUAAAAAGGUUUUGUCGUCAAUAAGUUGCUUCGGAUUCUUCCAAAUACCUAAU